Molecule: messenger RNA, 733 nt
Organism: Micromonas commoda
Lineage: Eukaryota; Viridiplantae; Chlorophyta; Mamiellophyceae; Mamiellales; Mamiellaceae
Exons: 1
Biological process (GO): proteolysis
Molecular function (GO): serine-type endopeptidase activity
Source: RefSeq, a predicted model, not a curated record
CGUAUCAUCAGUGGCGAGGAGGUCAAUCCUCCUGGCAAAUAUCCCUGGAUGUUGGGCGUCGUCGCCGUGUCCUCGAGCGGCUCCGAGUCGUUCAGAUGCGGCGCAACCCUCAUCACGUCACGAUACGCACUUUCCGCAUCGCACUGCUUCUUCUCAAGCGGCACAGACUCCAACCUGGGCUCAAGCACCAUUUCACUGAAAGUUGGCGCACACGACAUUGACAACCCAAGCAAGACAGUCGAGGUGACAGACAUCAUAGGUCACCCCGAUUACGACGGUAACAAGUGGGAGAACGACAUCACCGUGCUGCGACUCGCCGAGGACCUCGACACGAGCACGUAUCCACCGGUCAGGCUCGAAUGGGACCCCGAGAAAUACGCCGAGGGUACCCCCGCGAGGGUCAUCGGUUGGGGCACGACGGCGCAGGGGAGCGGCCAGGCGUCGCAGGUGCUCCUCCAGGCAAACGUCCCCGUGGUUUCGCAGGAGACGUGCUCGGGUCCGGGCAGCUAUCCACCCGGGGGCGCGGGCCUCACCGUCACAGACGCCAUGCUCUGCGCUGGAUUCGAAAAUGGUGGAACCGAUGCGUGCCAGGGCGACUCGGGGGGACCGCUUGUGGCGAUUGAUGCAAACGGGGAUUUGUCGCAGAUUGGCAUCGUGAGCUGGGGCGAAGGGUGCGCGCAGGCCCAAAAGUACGGGGUUUACGCCCACGUCAAUAACCUCAGGGGUUUUCUAG